Dracunculus medinensis (Guinea worm) is the source of this 828-nucleotide messenger RNA. The record is from the annotation of a GenBank genome assembly. Lineage: Eukaryota; Metazoa; Nematoda; Chromadorea; Rhabditida; Dracunculidae.
AUGAAAAGAUAUAAUGAGUUGGAAGAUUUUGAAUCUGAUUUUGACUAUGGCACCGAUGAUGAGAAGCGAAAGCGUAAAAAAUUAAAAGAUGACGAACUAUUCAAGAAACCACGAGUUGCUGGCACAUCAAAAGCCAAAGAUAUAUUUGAUGAAGAGCAUUCACUUAUGGAGAGGCAGAAACGUCGUUUGAUGACGAUGGAUGUUUAUUCUCGUCACAAAGAAUUAAUAAAUCAGUACUAUUUGUAUUAUCCAGGAUCAACAUCGAAAAUGGUUCGAGACACAUCGAAAGAUCUUACUGAUUAUGAUUUUCUCAGAAAGAAUCACAGAUUUCUGUGGAAUGAAGAAGAACUCAAUCGAGCUGCUGAAAAAUCGUGGGAAUUUCGCCUUGCUAAGCGGUAUUAUGAUAAAUUAUUCAAGGAAUAUUGUAUUGCUGAUCUUACGCAAUAUAGAAAAAACAGAAUUGCUAUGCGCUGGCGUACUGAACAAGAAGUGAGGUCAGGCAAAGGACAGUUUGAAUGCGGAGAUAAGCGAUGUUCUUGCAGAAAUGAUUUGACUAGUUGGGAAGUCAAUUUUGCUUAUAUUGAAAAUGCUGAAAGAAAGAAUGCUUUGGUCAAGCUUCGUUUAUGUCCCCAAUGUUCGACAAAAUUGAAUUUUCACAGCAAAAGGCGGCGUUUUGAAAAGAAAAGAAAAAAUAUUCAUAAACCCAUUAAAAAGUUAAUUUCCAUUUUAAAAAUGAUGGAAAUUUGGAUUAGGCCUCAAGAAGAAGUAGAUUGUGAAAAAGCUGUUGACGACGACCUUGAUGAAUUUUUGGAUGAUAUGUUCAUAUAA